Sorex fumeus (smoky shrew) is the source of this 2677-nucleotide messenger RNA. It is a transcript of the gene WBP1L, whose product is annotated as WW domain binding protein 1 like. NCBI's taxonomy places the organism in Eukaryota, Metazoa, Chordata, Mammalia, Eulipotyphla, Soricidae. The record is from RefSeq and is a predicted model, not a curated record. The transcript is spliced from 5 exons. Bases 212 to 1315 code for a protein of 367 amino acids.
GGAGGAGGGAGGUGGCGGCGCCGUGGCGGAGGAGCAGGAGCAGGAGGGGGAUGGCGAGGAGAAGGCUCCUGCAUGGCAUGGCGCUCCUGCUCCUCCAGGCGCUGCCCAGCCCCCUGUCAGCCAGGGCUGAGCCCCCGCAGCAUAGGGAGAAAUUUUGGAAAAAUCCUGCUCUUAUCUGAGAUUGCACAAAUGUUCAGAGAAACCUGGGAAAAUGAGGAGGCCCGGUCAGUGGAUUUUCUCCGUUCAGCUCUCCGGGAGUGUCAGCUGUGUGUCCCCGUCCCAUGCCUGGCUGGCUAUGCGCGCCCUCAAGGAUAAGGAAACCUGCGUGGGCACCAACAAUCAGAGCUACAUCUGCGACACAGGACACUGCUGCGGCCAGUCUCAGUGCUGCAACUACUACUACGAACUCUGGUGGUUCUGGCUGGUGUGGACCAUCAUCAUCAUCCUGAGCUGCUGCUGCGUCUGCCACCAUCGCAGAGCCAAGCACCGGCUCCAGGCCCAGCAGCGCCAGCGUGAGAUCAACCUGAUCGCCUACCGGGAAGCUCACAGCUUCUCGGCACUGCCCUUCUACUUCAGGUUUUUGCCAAACUAUUUACUACCUCCUUAUGAGGAAGUGGUGGACCGGCCUCCGACUCCUCCUCCGCCCUACAGUGCCUUCCAGCUCCAGCAGCAGCUCUCGCCCCCGUGCGGCCAGGCGGGCGCUAGCCCCCCUGCCGCUGCCGAGCCCAGCAGGGACCCCCCGGCGGUGCAGGGCAGCCCCCGGGCAGCACCCAGCCGGAGCAGCACCAGACCCCCGAGCACCGCCGACCCUGAGCCGUUCGACAUGCCAGCCGCUCCAGCCGCCGCCAAACCCCCCGCCCCGGAGCCCAGCGGCUCGGCCAGCCCCGGGGCCAGCCUGGAUGCCGAGGCCGGGAGCCCCGAGGAGGAGGAGCUGCUGCGGGACCCCGGCUCCGAGCCGGGCGGUGCCCUCCCCGACGCCAAGGACAAGACGCCGGGCCGCCACCGCCGCUUCACCGGCGACUCGGGCAUCGAGGUGUGCGUGUGUAACCGAAACCACGCCGAUGACGACGACGACGACGACCUCAAAGAGUUCAGCGCCCUCAUCGAUGACGCGCUGGACGGGCCCCUGGGCUUCUGUGACAGCUGCCACGUGCGACCCCCCUGCGACGAGGAGGAAGGCCUGUGCCAGCCCCCCGAGGGGCAGGCCCCCGAGCCCGGGCACCCGCACCUGCCCCGGCCACCCGCCGGCCUGCUGCUGAACACCAUCAACGAGCAGGACUCCCCCAACUCGCAGGGAAGCGGCUCCCCCAGCUAGAGCAGGCCCUGCCUGGCCCCCCACCGGGAACCCCCCCCUGGAGCGGCAAGAGAAGCAUUAGGUGACUUUCCCGAGAACGUGGCCCAGCCGCUCUGUUCUUUGGUUUUUGGUUUUUGGUUUUGUUUUGGUUUUUUCUCCCCUCUCCUCUCUUGCAUUUUUCUACAUCUCCAGGUGCCGCUAGGUGGGUCCAGCUACCUUCCGGCCCCGAAGCACAGAUCGUGGAGGGCUGAGAAGUCGGUUCCCUGACUCAUUCCUCAGCCCCACGACUUCCCCGCCCUCUCCCCAUUUCAAAUUGUAUCUCAGAACCUGCUCCCUGGAGAGUGUGCUGUGUGUGUGUGUGUCUGUGUGUCAGAGCGUCCGAGCCCAGGAGGAUGGGCAGAGACGGUGCCCACAGGUGCCUCUUGCAGAGCUGUGGUCUGUGCUCUGGGGUGAGCCUGCCGGGAGACUCUGGCUGUAUCCCGGCCUGGAGAGGCCUGGGUGAAGAAGGGGGCCCGCGGAGGCGUGGCCCGGGUGCCUCACCCCAUGCCCUGACCAACCCUCGAAGGUAGCUGGGGGUCGGCCUGCUCCCUCUGAGUCUCCCUGUGUCCAGGAGGGCCCCCUGCCAGCAGGUUCUGGCUGGUGGCCAUCCAGGAGAUACAAUUAUUUCACUGCCUUCUUUUUUGGAUUUUCUUUUUAAAAAAUGAAACAAAAGCGAGCUGAAAACAAGGUCCUUCCCACUGGGAAGGCUUCACCCAGCCGAUCGUCCUGGGAGAGGGAUGCGAGCACUCUCCCCGGAGCUGGCCGCAGGGAGCUUGGCCCAGUGGAGCUGGAAGGAGGUGCUUGCCCGUAGGUUCUGAAGGGAGACUGUGGGGCUCUGGCCGUCGCUCUGCACCUCUGUUCUGUGUCCCCCGGGGCCUACGCCUCCUGCUCCCCAGCACGGCCUGCGGGCCUUUGUCACCCUGUUCUCGGGGAACAGACAUGAGGCUCUGUGGGUCUUGAGAAAGGGUGGCCCAGAGCUGAGCCCUCACAUGGGAUGUUCUCGCUGAUUCUCAAGUUGUUUUCUUGUUCGUUUGUUUUAAACUGACCAGCUUGAAGGUGGGGCAGGUCUUGGAUAUGUGUGGUUUCCCUGCUCCUCCCUUCACUGCCCGCAGCCCUUUCAGAGUGUUACGGAGCCUCUGUGAAGAGGCCCAGCGGCUCAGGUCGGAGGAGGGGAUGCACUGCAGGAUGCCCAGGGCCCGAGAGGGUUUGCAGUUAGCUCUGAUGGCAAGAAUCUCAACAGAGCAAGUUGAUGGCUGAAAAGAACAUUCCCUGUCCCGCCUGUUCCCCACUCCUGAAUGGAGAGACUCAGACUAGACAUUGAUGUUAUGGUAAGAAAGGGGGAAA